AUGGGCGCUGGGGUUGCUGCGGCGACUGGUAUUGCCAGAGUUGUUCCUGUAGUUGAUGUUGCCAGAGCGGCGCCUGUGACUGCUGGUGUUGCCAGAAUUGCUGUGGCGGCUGGAGCUACUGUGGCUGCGAUUGCAGCGAGAGCUGUUGUUACGACUGGUGCGAUCGUCGAGGAAACGACCUCGAUGGUUGAGCCGGGACUGAAGCUGGCAGUGCAGGAUGCACUUCGUCAUCGUCGAAAAGCACGCGUCAAGGUGCUGGCGGACGGUGCAGACGUGGUGUGUGGUGGCCGCGCGAGUGCUGCUGUGCUUCCAUAA
Phytophthora nicotianae INRA-310 is the source of this 315-nucleotide messenger RNA. RefSeq lists its product as hypothetical. The transcript is spliced from 2 exons. The coding region runs from base 1 to 315 and encodes 104 amino acids. The record is from RefSeq and is a predicted model, not a curated record. Lineage: Eukaryota; Oomycota; Peronosporomycetes; Peronosporales; Peronosporaceae.